AAAGAAAUGAACUGAAAUAAAAGCGAGAUUCCCUUACCGGAAGUGUUUGAAGACAACAUCCGGUUGUAUAAUGUAAAUCAUGUAAACGCAAUUCCCGGUUGCCUGACCACUUUCUUUUUGAAAUUGUUCUAGUAUUUAUCUGAAGAGAAAGAACCUGAUUUCUGACAAGAUGGAUGAAGAAUCCGAGUUCACAGUUAUUUUCCUCUUUUACCAAGACAUCGAAAACAUGAAGGAAAUAAAAGAUCUCUUGGCAAAUAACUGUCUGAAAGCUGCAGUCGUUAAUCCACUGCUCAUCUACGACAAAAGCCAGCUCUUACUAGCUUCUCACCGCAGCUUAUACAACGAACAGAACAAAAUCAUGAAAACCAAAUCCAUUUUCACUGAAGUUCUGUACAACUUAUUCCCCAGCAAAAGUAUUAGAGACUCCCUCAGGACUUUUGGUGCUCACGAGAAUGGCACGUCGGCCAUUUUUGUUGUUUUUGGAAAAGAGAGCAAAACUAUUUGUGAUCAAAUUAAAAAUUGUGUCAAAGGGCAACUUUCCUCGGUCGAUCAAGUGUCUGAAUCUUGCGACAUCAAAGCAGUUAGGAAGUUAUACAAGAUUCCGAAUGAAGUUAGCGAACAAAGUGAUAUUUUGAAUUUUAUUUUGACUAAAAUUGCAUCUAAGGAGAUUCUCUUGUGAACUAA
Molecule: messenger RNA, 684 nt
Organism: Uloborus diversus
Lineage: Eukaryota; Metazoa; Arthropoda; Arachnida; Araneae; Uloboridae
Product: EKC/KEOPS complex subunit TPRKB-like
Exons: 2
Coding region: 170-679 (169 amino acids)
Biological process (GO): tRNA threonylcarbamoyladenosine modification; telomere maintenance via recombination
Cellular component (GO): EKC/KEOPS complex; cytosol; nucleus
Source: RefSeq, a predicted model, not a curated record